CCUUGCGUGAGGUGGAAGGAACUUCUAUUCUGAGAGAGGAAACCAACCUCAGAUUCUUGCUAGAAUUCCAGAGACGAAAUCUCUGUCUUCCAUCCGCCGUUUUCCAGUAAUCCAAAUUUAAACUCCAUUGUUUUCGCUCGUCUCUCCCCACCCACUAUCUCGCUCGCACUUCUCUCUGUUCCUCUACAUGGAGAACAUCAAGGAGAACAGCGGCGCCGGAGAUAAGGAUUUCAGCGAAAACCCUAACCCUAAUUCGAGUUUCAACUCCGCUGGUGAGGCGGACGGCGGAACUGCACCCGAGAUGGUGCCCCGCACGCCAAGUAGAACGCCUUUUACUAGCCUCAGUCAGCUUGACGCUGACCUUGCUCUGGCUCGCGCUCUUCAAGAACAGGAAAGGGCUUUUAUGCUACUGAGGAUGGACGGUAUUGACGGCAGUGAUUAUGUCAGUUCGGAUGGUGGGCGCUAUGAGGAGGAAAAACUGGAUGUGGAUCAUGAGCUGAUUGAUGAUGAAGAAGGCAGUUUGGAGGGGAGUGAUUAUGGGGAGGAUGUUUUUAAUGCUAAUGGGAGCGAUAUCAACUCAGCCGAUUUUGAAAACGAUGAGGUUUAUGCUAGGGCUGUCCAGGAUGUUGAGGAGAGGGGAAUUGCAGUUCGGUUGAUGGCCCUCGCUGGAUUGAAUGAUUGGGGCAUUGUAGAACAUGGAGAUCGUGGCAAUCAUCACCAAGAUGCAUGGCAAGAGUUCGAUCCUGAUGAACUGUCUUAUGAGGAGUUGGUUGCGUUGGGUGAGGUAGUUGGCACUCAGAGUAGAGGUCUUUCUAUUGAUACUAUUGCUUCUUUGCCUUCGUUCAGUUAUAAGGCAGAAGAUGGUGAAGAUAACAAUAGCGACCAAUGUGUGAUUUGCCGGUUGGAUUACGCAGAUGGCGACACUUUAGUUAUGCUUUCAUGCAAGCAUAAUUACCACACAGAAUGCAUAAAUAAUUGGCUUCAAAUCAAUAAGGUUUGCCCAGUUUGCUCUGCUGAGGUUUCCAGCAGCCGCGACCAAAAUGUAUGAAUGUUUUAGCUCUCAUCGCUAUUUGAGUUCUCUUUUGCUUCAAUUAUGAGGUACGAAGCAAGCUUUCGUCUCUGGUAGCCAUUAAUUUCUUUGUAGGCAUAUGAUUGUCAUCGUUAUUAUUAUUAUUUUUAUGAUUCAAUGUUAUAUGCUAUUUUUAUGUGCUGACCUUAACAGGCUUUUCUUGCUUGAAUAUUUUCUUGUGAUUUUAGUCAUUAUAAAUAGGUUUGGUUGCUUGAAUUGUGUCAUAAUUGUGUAAUAGAUUACUAUAAGAUCAUUUCAUUGGGUCAAGUUUUGGAA
This is a messenger RNA of Phalaenopsis equestris, 1345 nucleotides long. RefSeq names its product E3 ubiquitin ligase BIG BROTHER-related-like. Lineage: Eukaryota; Viridiplantae; Streptophyta; Magnoliopsida; Asparagales; Orchidaceae. The coding region runs from base 188 to 1048 and encodes 286 amino acids. The record is from RefSeq and is a predicted model, not a curated record. The transcript has 7 exons.